This is a messenger RNA of Cyclopterus lumpus (lumpfish), 2583 nucleotides long. RefSeq lists its product as uncharacterized. The coding region runs from base 142 to 1434 and encodes 430 amino acids. Gene Ontology annotation, molecular function: metal ion binding; mRNA binding. The record is from RefSeq and is a predicted model, not a curated record. NCBI's taxonomy places the organism in Eukaryota, Metazoa, Chordata, Actinopteri, Perciformes, Cyclopteridae. The transcript is spliced from 2 exons.
GUCUGGGUCUUGGGCUUGUUUAGCACCGCGUACACAACCACAAACUUCGAACUGACUCAUGCCAGCGAGUUGCCCACGUCUCUCACUGCGGGGGCAGACUAGAUCGGACGAAACCUCUUUUUUUUUAGACUACUCAGCGAAAUGCCGUCUUUCCCCCGCAACCAGUUUGCUGACCUGGAAGAGAUGAUGUGCAAGCAGUUACUGAAUCUUGACUUAAGGGAGCAGACCCGAUCACCACCAUCCCUCAGUGACGCCAUGAGAACACCAGGUUGCAUUGGUCAGCCACGUAGCAACACGUCGUUUUCCCUAUCGUCUCUCUCCUGCCUCCCCACUGAUCCUUCAGACAAUGUAUUUCUGACCGCCAACCAAUGGGGGCAGCAGCAACCAGAAAGCCCUCUGCCCACCCAGCUCAUUAAUUCCUCAGAGUGGGGAAAGUCAGGCUUCCUCGCCCAGCGCUCCCUCAGCAUGGUGGAGACCAGCAGCACCACAGCAGCAAGUCUUGGCUGGCUGGGGACUGACAUGACACACUCCCAAAGUGACAUCAGCCCCACUGCACUGAGCACUAGCUCCUCAUCCGUUUCCUCUUCCUCAUCUCGCUACAAGACUGAACUGUGUCGAUCUUUCACUGAGAGCGGCCUGUGCAAGUAUGGUGGCAAGUGCCAGUUUGCCCACGGGCUGGAUGAGCUGCGGGAUCUUAACAGACAUCCAAAAUACAAAACUGAGCCGUGCCGUACGUUUCACACCAUCGGCUUCUGCCCCUACGGGAUCCGCUGCCACUUUGUCCACAACAACGAGGAGGAGGAAAUUAAACAAGCCCUCUCCCGUUGCUCCUCGUCCUCUUCCUUAUGCAUUCCCCAACAGCCACCUUCCUCUUUCCGCUCGCACAGACCUCCUCUUGUUAGACAGAGCUUCAGCUUUGCUGGGUUUCCCUCUGCUCCCCAGCAAGCCCUUCAGCCUGCCCUUCCUGCUCACCCUCCUGUCACUGCUUCUUUCACUCGCGCUCCAUCGGCCUCUCCUCCUUCCUGCGCUGACAUUACUGACCUUCUUUCUCAUGCCUUCCUGGAGAUGGACUCUGCCUUUGAGGCCUCCCCUGUCCACCAGUACCAGGCCCCCAUAGGCCAGGCCACCGCAACAGACCCCCAGUCUCCAUUCCUGCCUUCCCCAGACUCCGGCUGUUCUCCAAGUGGGCUGUCUCCGACUGCUUCACCUUCCCAGAGGCAGAGUCCAAAUGCUACCGGGGUCUUUCUAGGGCCACUGGGUGCACGGUCCCUGUCCUCCACCUCUCUGUCAGACCAGGACCAGGAUGGAAGUAGCUCUGCUAGCUCGCUCAGUGGCUCUGAAUCCUGCGGAGGCAUUACUGAUGUCAACGGCAGACGUCUGGCUGUAUUCAGUCAGCUCUCUGUUCCUGAGGAUGCUACUGGGUUCUGCUUUUAGGCUACAGUGUGCCGUGAACACAAACAUACAUUUAUAUUUUUAUAUAUUUACACAUUCAGACACAAACAUGCAGACACUGCGAUAUUCAACAUAAUAUAUACUGUACACGCGUAUAUCCACAUUCAAGAAUACACAAUGCUCUCACUAGAACCCUAUAAAUGCAGACAUACACACUGUCUCGCUCUCUUUCUCUCUCACAGCCACUGCACUGACACUGCAGACGUUCUUUGCUUCUGUGUGGUAUCAACGGAAAAGAAAGACUUGUUGACUAAAUCAGAAAGCACAGAGAGAUUUGCUUAUUUGAUUUAUGUAGUUUAAAUUUCACUGUCUCAUGCGUAAGGGAAGCAAAGUUAAGAACCUGAAAUGUGUGUUGCCACCAAAUCAGUAUAAAUCAAGACAGAAGUUAAAUAGUGCUGGAGGCGAUUGAUGCUUAACCAAAAUCCUAUGGUAAGAUGGCAAAUGGCGACAAAGAUAUUGUAAUCGCAGUGUGAUUAGCCACGUUGCCGUCCAACCACACCAUUUAUGACCUUUUUACCAACUUCAGAGUAAUCAAAAAAAGUGACAGCCAAAGACAUCUUUGUAGCUCAAACCUUUUGAUUAUGGUAGCACAAACACACUAUGUUAAGUGGACACAGUAUUGUUGAAACAGUUUUUUCCUCAUAUAUACAGUCUACGGUUAUGUUUAGAUCACUGGCCUUGAACCCGAAUGUUAUGUUUUUAAACAAUUGAAGUGCCUGUUGCGUUAUUUACCAGGUCAUGUGUUGAAACAAUAUUUUCUGGUUUGUUAGAGAUGUGUGGAUGGGGUGCAGAUCUCUUUAUUUAGUCAAAUAAGCUAGAGUUCAAGUCUCAUUGUUGUUAAGAUGACUACAAGUGUUCUUUUGUUUCUCGUACAUUAUUGAUAAACUGCCACCAGUAAAAUGUCAAAUGACCUAAUAUGACCUGCCUUACAGGGGGAGGAAGGGGAUUCAGUUUGAGCUUAAGUGGGCUUGAUCAUACUUUCUCAAAUCCCAUGUUCAUGACAUGUCAUUGACUGCAUGACUUGCCAACUGGAAAAGCACGGGCAUGAGUAUUUGUUUGGCUUUAAUAUGUGAAAUGGGCCAGCCCAAAUGGCAGGCAUUGCGGAAAAUCCAUCAAUAUUGUGAGUCAAAA